UCCCUGUUAGGUGUAAUCUAUGUUACAAAACACAAAGAACCAAGGUUAUUGUUCAAAGUACAAAAAAAAAAGGAAUAGAGCUGUGAUUCAGAUUUUUCAGGACGUCCAGUCAAAUAGAUGGAUUAUGAGAAGAUCGCAGAUGAAGUUUCAAAAAAGAUUUAUUCGUACAGUCAAGAUACAACAGGAUGGAAAAAAUUGAAGACUUCAAGAGAUGUAUUGGUUUCAUGGAAAUCAUCAAAUGAUUAUUUGGGAAGCAUAUAUCGCGGAGAAGGAAUAGUCGAAGAAACUCCAGAAAGAAUCAUUCCUUUUCUCUAUCUACCGGAGUACAGAUCCAAGUGGGACAAAGCACUGGAGUCGUACAGUAUAGUGGAACAAGUUAACAAGGACACUUUCAUCAGCCAAAGUUUGACCCACAGUUAUGGAAUGGGUCUAAUAUCUCCAAGGGAAUUUAUUGAUCUGAUACAUGUCAAGCGAUAUGAUGGAGGAGUCAUCACCACCAACUCUAUAAGUGUGGAAUGCGCAAAAUGCCCACCAUCUACCUCAUAUGUACGUGGCUACAAUAAUCCAUGUGGAUACAUUUGUUCGCCUUUACCAGAAAAUCCAGCUCAUUGCAAAUUUGUGGUUUUCAUUCAACCUGAACUUGGUGGUUUGCUUCCUCGUUCUGUGGUGGAGUCUGCUCUUCCGAACAAUGUAGUCGGUCUUGUCAAUGAUGUGAGGAUUGGUUUGAAAAAGUAUUUACCAUAAAUAUAACAAUUCUCUUUUGGUGGCUUUUCCCUUUUGACUGAAAAACACUGCAAGUUGGGCAAGCCAUGCUACCCAAAUAUUGUGUUUCAUUAAAAGAGAUUGCCAAUUUGUCUAG
Pelobates fuscus (common spadefoot toad) is the source of this 859-nucleotide messenger RNA. It is a transcript of the gene STARD6, whose product is annotated as StAR related lipid transfer domain containing 6. The transcript is spliced from 7 exons. Bases 118 to 744 code for a protein of 208 amino acids. Gene Ontology annotation, molecular function: lipid binding. The record is from RefSeq and is a predicted model, not a curated record. Lineage: Eukaryota; Metazoa; Chordata; Amphibia; Anura; Pelobatidae.